Molecule: messenger RNA, 396 nt
Organism: Alternaria hordeiaustralica
Lineage: Eukaryota; Fungi; Ascomycota; Dothideomycetes; Pleosporales; Pleosporaceae
Exons: 2
Coding region: 1-396 (131 amino acids)
Source: RefSeq, a predicted model, not a curated record
AUGAAUUCCGGCUUCGCCAACUGGGAUGCAUUCACAAAAGCGACCAGCCAACUCUUGGCAGACAUCAACGCCGCAGAGAAAAAGAUCAUGGAUCUUCAGCAACGAAUUCGCGAAAACAAGAACGACGCCCUCCAAAGCGUACGCAAUGGAAUCGACUUCCCUCCAACGCUACUUCAAGCUCAUCGCUUUGCUGCGUACUACAAGUCACCGGAAGCGUUUCUGGAAAGGAACAAGAACUUACGUGGAUUUGAAGAAUGCGCUAGGAACAGCAAGAAGAACCUUGCUUCCGCACUAAAGUUGGGCAUACGCAUGAAGAAUUUCGACAUUGCUACAUUGGAGAAGUUCACGAAGUUGUGCGAGGAGUACCAAGUUCUCAUUCCCGGUUUGAGUGGCUAG